Messenger RNA from Prorocentrum cordatum, 1035 nucleotides. The record is from the annotation of a GenBank genome assembly. NCBI's taxonomy places the organism in Eukaryota, Dinophyceae, Prorocentrales, Prorocentraceae.
AUGGCAUGGCCUGCCGCGUGGCGCAUGUCGUGCUGCAAGACCCCGGCGCAGCAGGAGUCGGAGACCAUCGGUCACGGCCUGACCAGCGGCGAGGGUCAGGACCCCCGCAACCGGCAGUCCCCUGACGCCGACACGCCCCAGAAGGGGAAGUCGCGCUUGAGGUCCGAUGCCGCGCUGGUGCACCUGGAGUCCCCGAAGAGCAUGCCUGGGACAGAGACUACGGGCAUGCCCACGGCCCGGUCGCUCGCAGGCCAGCUGUCUGACAGUGAAGGCGAAGACGUCCCGGACGACUUCCGUCCUAAGGGCGCGCCCAUGGCGAAGUACACAGGCACCUACGAGCUGAACGACUGGCGGUUCCAAGUCACGCUGGACUGCAAGAAGAUCUUCUUCGACCCCUACGGCCGCGUGACCGGCGAGGUGAUGUAUCGCUGUAUGCGCGCUCCUGGAGGACAAGAUGGACUGGAUGGGCGCAGCGGCGUCGAGUCCUUCGAGGGCCGCUGGGCGGCAGAGACGCGGACCAUACUGGCUCGCGGAGUCAGGGUGUCCGACACCGAGCUGCUGCGCGUCAACAGUUCGUUCGCCUUCUUCUUCGACGACAGCUGCGUCCGCGGCUCGAUUGGCGGCAACUGGAUCCAGCUGCCCGUCGAGAAGAGGCUUCCCGUGCUGAAGCUGCCGACCCAGGGCCAAGACGAGCCUGGGCCGGCGGCGCCCCCAGAGGCGCCCGCCCAGGCGGCUGGUGGGCGCCAGAGACCCUCUCCGCUGGCGCUCAGCACGCAGGCGGAGAAGCGGACGGUGCACGCGGCGUCCCCGGUGCCAGGCCUGAACCUCCUGGCGGCGAUGGGCGUGGAGUUCGGCGGGGGCGCGGACGACGACACGGCGCGCUCGGCGCAGCUGCGGUUGGACAAGGUCGAGCAGAUUGGUGUCCUGGCGCCAGGCAGGCGGUCGCUCCUGCAGCAGGAUGCCGACUCGCUGACGGUGGUCGGCGCGGUCCGCCCGAGCGCCCCGGUGGUGCCGCUGCUGUCUUUGCCGCCGUGA